AGUCUCUCCAAUGGAGAGACGGUGUAGGAGUUGUUCUGCUGAUGUGUCAGAUUGUGUACCUAUCGUCUCCCUCCAGGAUUUUGCCGUCUGCUAGCGGGGUGUUUAACAUACUAGAUUCUAAUAUCUUCUUUGCUGACUUUACCAAUUGUUCUCUUCCCCUGCUUCACUGUUGCUGCGGCGAAGUUUGUGACUCUAGGCUGGAGAUUUGUCGUGAGCACAAUUUCCAUCCCCAAUCCUAGUGUAAUAAAUCCACGAUUGAUGGACUUUUAGUUCAUAGGGACGGCCGGGGAUUCUCUUAUGGUCUUAAUUGGGCUUUGGCUGGAAAAGGUGUAAUUGUGAAGGAUAAAGCUUUUCAUAAUUCGAUGGUUUCUGAGCUGCAUCAGAAAGGUGCAACAGUUGUGGAGUCCUUAUCUGGCCUUCCAGUUCUUGUAAGAGGAACGAGCGGAGGAGCUUCAGAGUUUUCGAAGGCUCAGUCUAGUAAGCUUUUGAAGCAGAUCUGUUCUCACAUCUCAUCAAUCUCCAACAUUUAUGUCUAUGAUGGGGCUAUUGGUUCCUCGCCCAAAUGCGAUGCAAAAGUCCGUGUCAUAAGUGAUAGUCCCUCUGCUAUACUAUCUUUAUCCAGUGUCCUAUGGAAGACUCCCGUACGUGCAGUUUCCCAUGAUUCUUGUCCUUUGACAAUUUAUGUUGCCAUGUCCAUAAGUUUGAGUGUGGGCUCCAAUAUCAGUCUUGAUCCUAAAGGCCAUGAUGGAUUUAUAGCAGCUGAUGUUGAGAGGUCAUCCGUUGUUCUAACUGGUAAAGCCUUUGCAGAUAUAGUUGGAGUUAAGGAGGCAUUAACUGCUGUAUCUGAACCUAUCAUAUGUGCAAGGGGAGGCCUUCCUCUAUCAGCAAGGCUUCUAGUGCAUGGGUAUAAUGUGGUUCUCCUAUUUGCCCCUGAGGCUCCUAUCGUGAGCUGCAAAGACCAGUUAGAGUCUGCAGAUGCUGGCCUAAUUGUCUCUUCUGAAGGCACUGCACUACUCUUUCCAACUGGAUAUUCUGAUGGCCCUAAUGUAUACAAGAUACCAGAUGCCAUUGUCCUGGCAUCGUCUGACAGUACUGGCACUCUCCCUCCUUCGUCCAAGCUGACCCCUGAGCAAGCAGCUUAUCAUUUCUUAGCUGGCUAUCAAAAUGGGACUUUUACACCUGUCUUCAGCAAAGGUUCAUCUGUCAAUCCAUUAGAACUUGCAAAGGCUCUUCUAGCCAAGCUGAAAGACAACCAGAUCUCAUGUUUUCUGGUUAAUGUCAGUGCAGGAGAGAAGGCUCCACUAGGUAACGAAUUCAUGAAGUUGGUGCAAUCAACUCUAUCCAAGAAAGUUCUACCCUUUGAGCCUAAAGGAGGAUAUUUGAAAGCAAAAUACCAGAGCUUCUUGUCAGCCAAGUUUCCGGAGAAACCCGAAGAAUUUCGCUUCUAAGAGAGUGAAGGCCCUGUCAAAAUGUAGCUUCGUUUUCUUGAGUCGGUGGUUGUAGCUUUUGUACCAUCAAACGUGAUUUGUGUACAUAUAUAUAUGCCCACGUUUCAUUCCUUCGGGCCUAUCAAGCGAGUUUGAUGCAUCUUCCAUUGC
Molecule: messenger RNA, 1598 nt
Organism: Syzygium oleosum
Lineage: Eukaryota; Viridiplantae; Streptophyta; Magnoliopsida; Myrtales; Myrtaceae
Product: phosphoenolpyruvate carboxykinase (ATP)-like
Exons: 10
Coding region: 363-1448 (361 amino acids)
Biological process (GO): gluconeogenesis
Cellular component (GO): cytosol
Molecular function (GO): ATP binding; phosphoenolpyruvate carboxykinase (ATP) activity
Source: RefSeq, a predicted model, not a curated record